GGGCGUGUGUGCAGCGGUGUGCUGUCAGGUCCCCAGGCCUGUACCGUCUUUCAGAUGACACUGUUCUCUUCUUUCAGCUGAAGCAGUAGGGUUUUCCUUGGCGUCCCUCGCUUGCCUCGGCUCUUCAUUGCAACCUGCCCUUCGCACGUUGCCCCUUUCUACUCCUGAGUCCUCACGCAGCCAGGAAUGAAUGGAGUAGAAGCCGGCCGUGACAAGCGGACGCAAAGUUGUUGCUUGUUCGCUGCCGGUCUGUGUUCGUCCUUGCCGCCACGGACCCGCGGCUCCACUCAUCUUUCUUCUCCGGCACUCGAAAGCCACAAAUUCACGUGAAAGACGGCGAGAAACUGUGCGUCUUGUUUCGGUGUCUCUCGCGAAAAACAUACACACACACACACACACACACACACACACACACACACACACACACACACAGAGAGAGAGAGAGAGGAUGUGUUGUUGGUAGAUGAUGGUGAUAGCUUCGUCUCGCGUGGGAGUCGCCGAGCCACCGUCAUUGCCAGCAACAAUCCUCAAUGGAGGGGGCCACGGCAGCCGAGCACGGCACACUAGUGCAUAACGGGCAGUAUAUCCAAUACAACGUAUGCGGCAACAUGUUUGAAGUGCCGACCAAGUACAUCCCUCCUAUCCGUCCAAUCGGGCGCGGCGCUUACGGUAUCGUUUGUUCUGCUAUUAACACCGAGACAGGGGAGGAUGUUGCCAUCAAGAAAAUUGGCAAUGCCUUCGAGAACCGUGUCGAUGCCAAGCGCACUUUGCGCGAGAUCAAGCUGCUUCGUCACAUGGACCACGAGAACGUCAUCGCUAUCCGCGACAUCCUUCGUCCUCCUGAUCGCACCAAUUUCAACGACGUUUACGUCGUCUACGAAUUGAUGGACACCGAUCUUCAUCAAAUCAUCCGUUCCCGUCAAGAUUUGUCUGAAGACCACCGCCGCUACUUCCUUUAUCAGCUCCUCCGAGGCCUCAAGUACAUCCAUUCUGCCAACGUUCUCCACCGCGAUUUGAAGCCAAGCAAUCUUCUUGUCAACGCCAACUGCGAUUUGAAGAUUUGUGACUUCGGCUUGGCCCGGACUUCGACGGAGGGCAACGAUUUCAUGACCGAGUACGUUGUGACGAGGUGGUACCGGGCACCGGAAUUGCUGCUCAACGUGGCUGAUUACACUGCGGCGAUAGACGUUUGGUCUGUAGGCUGCAUAUUUAUGGAGCUGUUAAUUAGAAGACCUAUCUUUCCUGGGCGGGAUUACGCGCAGCAGUUGAGGCUGAUAACAGAGUUGUUGGGGUCACCGGACGAGGCGGAGUUGUCGUUCCUACGGAACAGCAACGCGCGGAGGUACAUGCAGUCUCUGCCGCGAUAUCGAAGACAGACGUUGCAAGAAAGGUUCAGAGACAUGGACCCAGAGGCAGCGGAUUUGAUGAACAGGAUGUUAAUUUACGAUCCUACGAGGAGAAUUACGGUCGAGGAGGCGCUUAGUCAUCCGUAUCUGCGCAGCCUGCAUGAUAUCAAUGAUGAGCCGCGUUGUGAUACACCCUUCGAGUUUGAUUUUGAACAGCCGGAUCUGAUUGAAGAUAGGAUAAAAGAUCUUAUCUAUGAGGAGGCGUGCAGGAUGAAUCCAAUAGAUCCGAUGAUGUGAAAGGUAGACCAGGAGGCUGAGAGAGAGAGAGAGAGAGAGAGAGAGAGAGAGAGAGAGAGAGAGAGAGAGGGUUGGUUCCUGUGGCAUCGUGGUUAGGGGAGAGUCUUUUUCUGUCUAUUUCGUUUGUCUUGCACUUGGAGGCCGUCUAUUCGCGUCGUUGUUCUGGAACUAAUCUGAGGCGCGCCGAUUAUUGUCGGCUGCUCGUCGACGUCAACCAGCGAAGGGAAGAGAGGAUAUGGCCAUCGAAGCGCAGAAGCUAACAUGAACGACGACGACUUAAGGGGGCUCGGGUUAUCUUCUGCUUGACAAGCCUGCUGGAAGGGAUGGGUAAUUAACUGACUGCUGGCGAGGAAGAGGGAGAACCUUGGCGAGGAAGAGGAAAAACCACGGUUGGUGUUUUGUCGAUGCUGUGCAUAGAUAGAAAUGAAAUAGAGGCACUCGACUUAAGCGAGUCCGCUCGCUGGAAAUGGAAGAGUUGAUUGGUUCUACUCGGUGGGAACGAGAGCGUUGACAUAAUCUACCCACCGGCGGAGAUGGGUGCGACGGAGAGCAAGAAGUACAGCGCUGCGUUUCCAAUUCGAUGAGCAGAUGCUGAUUUCCUUUGAGUUAUAUACUACUAUGUUUUUUCUUCGAUUAGAGGAAAUCAGGUGGUCGAAGAAUCUGCUAGCCGUUUUCGAUUUUAUGAAAUCAGGGGGUGGAAGAAUCUGCUGGACGUUGUCGAUUUGAUGAAAUCAGGUGGUGGAAGAAUCUACUAGACGAACGAAAUGAAAGUAGGAUAAGGCAUGAAGUCGUUUAUAGUCGCUAGUGGGUUGAGUUUGCUAGUAGUCACGACGUCGACAUGAAGGGGAGAAGCGAGGGAGGUGGAAGGAAAUGGCGGGAAGGAGGAGUCUGCAAGACGGCGGGAAAAGCAGAAGAAGAGGAGGGAGGGGGAGGGUUGACCGGCCAUGGAAGCGGGAGGGGGAGGAGGAGGGAAGUGUGUGUGUGUGUGUGAGAGAGAGAGAGAGAGAGCAUGGUUUAAGCGGGAAAGGAGUGUUGAGAGUGUAUGAGAGUGAAGGCGGGAAAGAGGAUAUGGCCAUGCAGACCAUGAACUCCGUUUUCCCGCCUUUUUCUCGUUUUGAUCUUGUUGCAGGCGGUUUCCACAUUUUGCCGCCUCGGUUAUUUCAGAGAGGCCGUUGUUUUGUUGGGAAUUGAACAGGUGGUGGGGCAAAUGGGAAGAAGGCAUUGCUUGCUUGCUACGCUUUGCUCGUCUUUAUCUUCUUCGAGGAUAACAUGGUUCUCGAGUGCACGGAGGCUGGCUUUAGAUGCAUGAAUGAACAUGGAUAUGUCAUCAUGGGAUGGAGUGCGGACUAUUAUUAGGUGCUUUGUUUUAUGGGUUUUACUAGGUGCUUUUAUUUCUUUAAAAAAAAUCUAAUACUACUACCUUCGUAAGGUUUACUCCGGCGAAU
Messenger RNA from Chara braunii, 3088 nucleotides. The record is from the annotation of a GenBank genome assembly. Lineage: Eukaryota; Viridiplantae; Streptophyta; Charophyceae; Charales; Characeae.